Belonocnema kinseyi is the source of this 1249-nucleotide messenger RNA. It is a transcript of the gene Ykt6, whose product is annotated as synaptobrevin homolog YKT6. Gene Ontology annotation, cellular component: Golgi apparatus. NCBI's taxonomy places the organism in Eukaryota, Metazoa, Arthropoda, Insecta, Hymenoptera, Cynipidae. Gene Ontology annotation, biological process: endoplasmic reticulum to Golgi vesicle-mediated transport. Gene Ontology annotation, molecular function: SNAP receptor activity. The record is from RefSeq and is a predicted model, not a curated record. Bases 275 to 877 code for a protein of 200 amino acids. The transcript has 4 exons.
UUGACUUAUUUUUACUUGCGCCUGGCAGGACCAUGUUUUGUUUGGUUGGAUCAUGCAUAAGACGACAAGGCAUAUAAGUUCAAGCAAGUUUGAGUGGUGGCGAUGUGAAUAGCGAAUUGUGAUGUGUUGAGAUUUUCGUGCAGUGAAAAGUGUUAAAUAUUCACUCUGUGAUCUAAUCAAAAUUGAACUUUUAAAAAACGGGCAAAUCCUCUACCAAAAUCGAGUGUAAUUCCUCCUUUCGACCAAGCAGAUAUUGUCGUACCUGCAGCCAAAGAUGGUUAAACUUUAUGCUUUGACGAUUUUAUACAAAGGGCCAACGUCAGCGACAGCCCUAAAAUCAGCCUACGAAGUAGACGCUUUUUCGUAUUUUCAAAGAGGUAGUGUCAAAGAGUUUAUGGCAUUCGUCAGUAAAACCAUAACAGAAAGGACUCAAAUUGCUGCCAGACAAAGUGUAAAGGAAGGAGAGUACAUGUGCCAUGUUUACGUAAGAGGAGAUAGUCUCGCAGGAGUUCUUAUAUCUGAUCACGAGUAUCCGAAUAGAGUUUCGCACACGUUAAUCACGAAAGUAUUAGAUGAAUUUGCAGCGAGGUAUCCAACGGAUACGUGGCCCACAUUAAACGAAUCGGCAGUCGAUUUUCAACAAAGUAACGUUUACCUGGCCAAAUAUCAGAACCCGAGAGAAGCAGACGCUCUUACGAAAAUGCAGAACGACUUAGAUGAAACGAAAAUCAUUCUGCACAGUACAUUGGAGGCAGUUUUGCAACGAGGGGAAAAGCUCGACGAUUUGGUUUCCAAGUCGGAGGGCCUUAGUAUUCAGUCAAAAGCCUUUUACAAAACAGCUCGUAAGACUAAUUCCUGCUGCAGUUUAACGGCUUAGAAAAUUUAUCCGAGUAUCAUAAUUUUCAUAACCAUCGUGUCACUCUCAAUGUGCAAGAAAGUAUCCUUCAGAGAAUCUGAUGUCAAUGUUGGUCGAUUCCGUGAAUGUGAGAUAUGUUUAGGAUGAACCAAAGAAUCAUCUUUAAAAAUGAUUUCAGAAUCGUUUGCGGAAAGGUUUUGUGUACUUUAAAAAAAUGUGACAGUGCCAAAACUAUGUUUUGUAAAUAGAACGGUAUACUUUGCUCUAUUCAAUGAUUUUCUCAGAUCUAUGUUUCAUGAUGAAACUUAUCCGAUUUCCAUGAGAUGAGCCGAUUAUUUCCAUCUUAUGAAAUUUGUACUAGUAAACGGCUCUAUAUGAAAUAACAUUCCGAAA